AUGGUUGGCUGUGUCUAUAAGGUGAUAUCCAAAGUGCUAGUAAGAAGAAUGCGAUCAGUGAUGCCACAUCUAGUGAGGGAGACUCAGUCUGCAUUUGUAAAGGGUCGCAAAAUACAUGAUGGUGCCCUCAUUGCCUGUGAGACAAUCCAAUGGCUUAAGCUGCGAAAGAAACAAGCAGCAAUUGUUAAACUGGACUUUCAGAAAGCCUAUGACAGAGUGAGAUGGAGCUUUGUGGAUAUAGUACUACAGAAGAUGGGUUUUGGUCUUCAAUGGAGGACCUGGGUGAAGGAAUGUGUGACUACAGCAUCAAUGUCAUUGUUAAUCAAUGGGUCACUAACCAAGCCGUUCAAGAUGGAGAGGGGCCUCAGGCAAGGCGAUCCACUCUCCCCUUUCUUGUUUGUUCUUGUUGUUGAUGUUCUGCACAGAAUGGUGGGGGAGGCGGUUAGAAAUGACAGAAUUUCUCCACUGCUGGUGGGAAGGGACAACAUAGAAUUGUCGCAUCUCCAAUUUGCAGACGACACAAUUCUUUUUUGUCCACAGGAAACGGAGAUGCUAGUGAAUUAUAAGAGGCUCCUGCGUUGUUUUGAGUUAAUGUCUGGCCUGAGUAUCAACUUUGAGAAGUUGAGCCUAAUUUCAGUCAACUGUGAGAAGGAAUGGGUGACGAAUAUGUGUGGUCUGUUGGGAUGUGCCGAAGCGAUUUUACCUGUCAGCCUGCCGGUUUACUACUUAAGCUUGUACAAGAUGCCAAAGGAGGUUGCAGAAAAGAUCAUUGGACUUCAAAGAAGGUUCUUGUGGAGUAAAGAAGAUGGGAAUAACGAGAUACCAUUGCCAACCUCUGCCAUCAAGAGGGGGCCAUGGAAAGAUAUCUGCCAGCUUAAUAUUAAGGAGCAACAGGCAAGAGAUAUGAUGAUCAGGGGUCUGUCCAUGGAGGUUGGAAAUGGCAGAAACAUUCAUUUUUUGGAGGAUACUUGGUUACAAGGUGGCUCUUUGAGAGAUUGUUUUCUGAGACUCUUCUCUGUUUCAAAUCAACAAGGAUCUGUAAUAGGGGACUGUGGGUUUUGGGAUGGGCUAGAGUGGGUAUGGGACUUCCAAUGGAGGAGAGAACUCUUCCAAUGGGAGUUAGAGCUGCUCAAUCAACUUCAGGACUGGUUACGAGUUGUGAGAUUAUCGGUUGAUAGAGAGAAUUCAAUUGUAUGGAAAUUUGAUAAAAAUGGUGUUUUUUCUACUAGUUCUUUUGUGCAGGUGCUACAGCAGGAGACUCUCUCAACUGACAUCAUGAGUUACAACUUCACAAGCUCCAUUUGGAGAGGCUUGGUUCCUCCAAGAGUUGAGCUAUUUGCAUGGUUUGUGCUAGUAGGCAGUGUCAACACGAAGGAGAGGCUGAGUAGACUUGGCAUUAUUAAUCAUCAUGACAAUAUGUGUGUGUUGUGUAAAAAGGACAUAGAAUUUGUACAUCAUUUAUUUUUUGCUUGUGAGUUUACGUGGCAGGUGUGGUGUGCAUGGUUGACGUUCACUGAUAGAGCUUGGAUCACCCCGGGAACCGUUAAAGAGUUCUUUGAGAGUUGGACUGGAGUAACAGGUGGGAAGUCUGAGCAAAAGAAAUGGCUGAUAGGAUUCUGUGCAGUUAUUUGGAACAUCUGGUUGGAGCGAAAUAGCAGAGUUUUCCAGAGAGUAGAGACAAGUGUUGAAGGAGUUAAGAUUCUGUCCUUCUUGAGCUAUAAGGAAUGGUGUGGAGUGGAUCCGUUUGGUUGUUGA
This is a messenger RNA of Arachis ipaensis, 1755 nucleotides long. NCBI's taxonomy places the organism in Eukaryota, Viridiplantae, Streptophyta, Magnoliopsida, Fabales, Fabaceae. The record is from RefSeq and is a predicted model, not a curated record.